AUGGUCCUAACAGUUCAUAAAAAUUUCUCAUGUAUAUCAGAUUCAAAAAUUCAGAUGUCUUAUCUUUUUUUUACCUCAGUUAGAAGACCUUGUUAUUGUGAGUCAACAUGGAAUGAUAUUGUUUGUAAGAAUAUGAAAAAAUAUAUGGAAAUGGAUAAAAAUAUUAGUCCAUCUCUUUGUAUAUGUCAAAAAUAUUCUAUUAUUGAUAAUAAGUGCCUUCAAUUUAUGAUGAGGUGUGUGGCAAAAAAUAAUAAUAAUAAUUUUUCUAAAAGAAAUGAUUUUAAAGAUAGUUAUAUGGUAAAUAAGUAUAAAUACAAGAUUACAUUGGAUAAAAAAAGAGAUAAUUUAUGUUCAUGUUGUUUUAAUCAACCAGAUGAAUAUUGUAAUCAUUUUUCAUGUCAUGAAAUGGUACCUUUUUUUGAUAAAGAAAAAGAAACAUCUUGUAAUUGUUUUUCUACUAUAAAUUUUCCAUAUUUUAUUUGUAAUAAUACAGGUAAUACAAAUGAUGAAAGAAUAGAAAAAAUUAUAAAUUCUCUCAAUAUACAAAAUCAUGAUUUUGUAAAAAAAAAUAGACAAAAUGUUGAUGAUUCUGAUGAAAAAAAAUAUAAACAAAUUUCAUCAGAAUUGAAGAUUAAUAAAAAAAAAUCACCAUUAAGAAUGAAUUUCUUAACUAAUGGUGUAGUUUUAAAUGUCUUUGGAUGUAUAGUGUUAGUUUUUAUCAUUGGAACAAUAAUUUGUUUUAUAAAAAAUAACUCGAAAAGUAGCUCCCAAAGAUCUCGUAAUCAAAUAAUAGAUCCAAAUACAGAAUUUUUAAUGGAUCAAAGAACUAGUGUUUAA
This is a messenger RNA of Strongyloides ratti, 837 nucleotides long. RefSeq lists its product as hypothetical. The record is from RefSeq and is a predicted model, not a curated record. Bases 1 to 837 code for a protein of 278 amino acids. NCBI's taxonomy places the organism in Eukaryota, Metazoa, Nematoda, Chromadorea, Rhabditida, Strongyloididae. The transcript is spliced from 2 exons.